Messenger RNA from Drosophila elegans, 1145 nucleotides. It is a transcript of the gene RhoL, whose product is annotated as ras-like GTP-binding protein RhoL. The record is from RefSeq and is a predicted model, not a curated record. Bases 227 to 799 code for a protein of 190 amino acids. The transcript has 4 exons. Lineage: Eukaryota; Metazoa; Arthropoda; Insecta; Diptera; Drosophilidae. Gene Ontology annotation, biological process: small GTPase-mediated signal transduction. Gene Ontology annotation, molecular function: GTPase activity; GTP binding.
UGUUUGUCGACAUCGCGAGCGAUCGGUUGUGGCUGUCGUUGUUUAUCCGGUUUUACACUCUCGCUGUUCGCCAGUUCGAGUAAUCUCCUACACACUGCGAUCAGGUCGCACGUCAUCGCCCAGACGUGUUGUUCGAUUGAUUGCGAAUAAUACGAAAAAACUACGGGUACAAAAACCUCGUAUCUAUAAUUCUCCAACAAAGACCAAGACCAAGACCUAAUCGGGAAUGACUGAGAACAUGUCGAGGAGUCCGCGCCCGCUGAAAGUAACCGUCGUGGGCGACGGCAUGGUGGGCAAAACCUGCAUGUUGAUAACCUACACACAGAACGAGUUUCCCGAGGAGUACGUACCCACAGUGUUCGACAACCACGCCUGUAACAUAGGAGUUGACGAUAAGGACUACCAUUUGACACUCUGGGAUACGGCCGGGCAGGAGGACUACGAAAGACUACGGCCACUGAGCUAUCCAAAUACGAACUGUUUCCUGUUGUGCUAUUCGAUCAGCAGUCGCACCUCGUUCGAGAACAUCAAGAGCAAGUGGUGGCCGGAGAUCCGUCACUUCUCCAGUCACGUGCCCGUGGUGCUGGUGGGCACAAAACUGGACUUGCGCAUCCCCAACUCGGAGAAGUUUGUGACCACACAGGAGGGCAAGCGACUGCGCAAGGAGAUUCAUGCAGCAAACCUAAUCGAGUGCUCGGCUAAGAAGAAACAGAACCUUCAGCAGGUCUUCGAGGAGGCGGUUCGGGCCGUGGACAGGAAACCAAAGACGUCGCCCAAGCCAUCGUGCAAAAUACUGUGAACUAAGUGUAUGCCUAAUUUUUAAUAUUGUUAUUAUGCGUAAUGUAUUAUGUAACUAAUUCGUCUGACCACUUGUGCUUUGUUUUUCGCAAAAAAAAAAAAACUGUGUAGAAAAUUUACGUUAAGUUCUUAUUAUUUAAGUGCCACUAAUGUGAAAUUCAUUUGUUUUACAUGCAUCCACAGGGCAUUAUUUGUAAAAAAAAAAGGAGAAAUCAAAAAGAACACAAAAUGAAAAUAAUAUAACCAUAUAAAUAUUAAAAAAUAAGGAAAUCAAUUUACAUUCAUACGGCAGAUAAGCACACCCAUGUAUACAUUGUACAUUUUCAAUAAAUCCCUAGUCAUUAAAA